AUGAGGAAGUUUGUCUCCGGCCUGGGGAAGCAUGUGAAGAAAGAGUGUAAGGCAUCAUUACUGAUUUCUGAUAUGGAUAUUUCUAGGUUGAUGAAGUUUGCCCAGCAGGUUGAGGAUGAUAAGAUAAAAGAUAGAGAAGAGCACUUGAGUAAGAAGGCCAAAUCAACUGGGCAUGAAAAUGAGCAGAGACAAGGUAAGGGCAACACGUCCUUCUUCCAGAAGAGGUCUUCUAAUUAUGCUCGGUCGACAGCAAGUGCACCUUCCCCCAGCCAUAGAGGUGGUGGUGGUGGUAGGCCUCAAGUCCAAUUUUCUCAAGGCCAAUAUGCUCACGGAGGUGGUCAAUGCACCAACUGCUUUUAUGCCUUGCCUGGAAGGCAAAAGGUUGAGGAAGAACCAAAUAUGGUUACUAGUAUGUUAGAGUUCUUUAAUUUUGAUGUAUAUGCAUUGUUGGAUCCGGAUGCAAACUUGUCAUUUAUAACUCCAUUCCUAGCUAAUAGGUCUGAGAUAUUGCAAAAAUGUUAG
Molecule: messenger RNA, 522 nt
Organism: Solanum dulcamara
Lineage: Eukaryota; Viridiplantae; Streptophyta; Magnoliopsida; Solanales; Solanaceae
Exons: 2
Coding region: 1-522 (173 amino acids)
Source: RefSeq, a predicted model, not a curated record